Molecule: messenger RNA, 2010 nt
Organism: Microthlaspi erraticum
Lineage: Eukaryota; Viridiplantae; Streptophyta; Magnoliopsida; Brassicales; Brassicaceae
Source: the annotation of a GenBank genome assembly
AUGUCGUACGGAUACGACGAUGACUCGAAGAGGAAGAGGAGGUAUGUUGUUAUCUCAAUCUCCUCCGUCCUUCUCAUCUCCAUGGUUGUCGCCGUUACCGUCGGCGUCACGCUCAACAAGAACGAAGCUAAAGCUGACGCCGAAGAGGGAAAGAUAACGGCUUCCGUCAAGGCCGUCAAGGACGUUUGUGCACCCACGGAUUACAAGAAGACAUGUGAAGACAGUCUGAUCAAGAACGCGAACAACACAACCGACCCCAUGGAAUUGAUCAAGACGGCGUUUACCGUCACGAUGAAGCAGAUCACAGACGCGGCCAAGAAGUCGCAGACGAUGAUGGAGCUUCAAAAGGAUCCAAGGACGAGGAUGGCGCUUGAUCAAUGCAAAGAGCUUAUGGAUUAUGCGUUAGGCGAGCUUACCAACUCUUUCGAGGAGCUUGGCAAGUUUGAGUUCCACAAGCUCGACGAGGGUUUGAUCAAUCUCAGGAUUUGGCUCAGCGCGGCGAUUAGCCACGAGGAGACUUGUCUUGAAGGGUUCCAAGGGACGCAAGGGAACGCAGGAGAGACGAUGAAGAAAGCCUUGAAGACAGCUAUGGAGUUGACUCGCAACGGGCUUGCCAUCAUCACCGAAAUGUCGAACUACUUGGGCCAAAUGGAUAUUCCUGGGCUGAACAGCCGAAGGCUUCUGGCUGACGAUAUCCCCUCGUGGGUGGACCAGAGAGGGCGUAGCCUCUUGCAGGCCGCUGAAGCGUAUUCGGACGCGAAACCUGAUAUCGUUGUGGCUCAGGACGGUAGCGGUCAGUACGCGACGAUCAACGAGGCGUUGAUGCACGUCCCGAAGAAGAAGAACACGACUUUCGUGGUUUACAUUAAGGCUGGAAUCUACCAGGAGUACGUCCAGGUGAACAAGAGCAUGACCCAUCUCGUGUUCAUCGGUGAUGGUGCCGAGAAAACCGUCAUUACCGGAAACAAGAGUUACAAGGACGGUAUCACUACCUACCGUACAUGCACCGUUGCGAUCGCUGGAAACCAUUUCAUUGCCAAGAACAUCGGGUUCGUUAACACCGCUGGGGCAAUCAAGCAUCAAGCAGUUGCGAUUAGGGUUCAGGCAGAUGAGUCGAUGUUCUUCAACUGUAGGUUCGAUGGUUACCAAGACACGCUCUACACUCAUUCCCACCGUCAGUUCUACCGUGAUUGCACCAUCUCAGGCACCAUUGAUUUCAUAUUUGGAGACGCGGCUGCUGUAUUCCAAAACUGCACUUUGUUGGUGAGGAAGCCACUCCCGAACCAGGCAUGUCCGAUUACAGCCCACGGUCGUAAAGACCCUAGGGAAGUAACCGGAUACGUGUUCCAAGGUUGCACAAUUGCCGGCGAACCGGAUUACUUGGCAGUGAAGGCAACUAGCAAAGCCUAUCUUGGAAGGCCAUGGAAGGAGUUCUCAAGGACUAUUAUUAUGAACACUUUCAUUCCGGAGUUCGUGCAGCCACAAGGAUGGCAACCGUGGCUCGGAACCUUCGGUCUAGACACGUUGUUCUACUCCGAAGUCCAGAACACAGGACCGGGGUCAGGCCUUGCAAACCGGGUUACUUGGCCAGGAAUCAAGAAACUGACCGACGAAGAAAUCCUCAAGUUCGCACCGGAUGUGUUCAUCCAAGGUAACAUUUGGGUUCCAGGCAAAGGUGUUCCCUACACUGGUGGCCUUAUGGCUGGCAGCACAGGUGCCGCAACCACCACCCCGAGUGGCGCAGCUGCUCCAGGUUUCUCCACCUACACGGACACAAGUGGCGCUGGCUCGAUUUCUCCAGCAGCUUCUCCAGCAUCUUCUCCAGCAUAUUCUCCAUUAGCCUCUCCAGCAGCCUCUCCAGUAGCUUCCCCGGAAGGUUCUAUUAAGAUGGCUUCAUCAGCUUCCCCGGAAGGUUCUAUUAAGAUGUCUUCAGCAGCUUCCCCGGAAGUUUCUAUUAAGAUGGGCUCAACGGAAGAGACCCCCAUUAUCUUGAUCUCAAAGUCUACCUAA